This is a messenger RNA of Triticum aestivum (bread wheat), 929 nucleotides long. Its product is annotated as norbelladine synthase. Gene Ontology annotation, molecular function: signaling receptor activity; abscisic acid binding; protein phosphatase inhibitor activity. Lineage: Eukaryota; Viridiplantae; Streptophyta; Magnoliopsida; Poales; Poaceae. Bases 60 to 551 code for a protein of 163 amino acids. The record is from RefSeq and is a predicted model, not a curated record. Gene Ontology annotation, cellular component: cytoplasm; nucleus. Gene Ontology annotation, biological process: defense response; abscisic acid-activated signaling pathway. The transcript has 2 exons.
ACUCCAUCAGCUUCUUGGUUGACAGACACUUCCCUCGUCACACACAGUCCAUCAAGUCCAUGGCGAUGAGGAGGAACAAGGUUCACGAGUUCGAGGCCGAUGUGCCCGCCGCCGAGCUAUGGGGGCUCUACGGCACGCUCCGUGCGGCCGAGCUGCUGCCAGAGCUUCUCCCACAGGUGCUCGCCAAGAUACAGCUCGUGAGCGGCGACGGCGACGUCGGCACCAUCUUGGAGCUCACAUUUGCUCCAGGGAUCCCUGGCCUGGAGACAUACAGGGAGAAAUUCAUCAAGGUUGACAAUGAGAACUACAUCAAGGAGGCGCAGACGAUCGACGGAGACAUCCUGAAGCUCGGGUUCCUCUAUUACAUGGUCAGGUUCGAGAUCAUCGCCAAAGGACCCAGUUCUUCAGUGAUAAGAUCGACCAUUGUGUAUGAGAUAAAUGAGGAAACUCACCCCGGGCUUGAAGCUAUGGUCAGCACCGGACCUCUGGCUGCAACUGCUGAGAAAUUUGCAGGGUACCUCAAGGAGCAGAAGAUCCCUCAGAGCAGUUAAUUCUUGCAACAGCUCAGAGCAAAAGUGUACCAAUGCUUUGAGAGAAAUAAUGUCUGAUUCCACGUUGUGUGUUUUCCCUGAAAAAUAAAUGACCAAUGAUCAAACAUAUUAGGAUAGUAUGUUUGAUCAUAUGAAUAUCACAUACUCCCACCGUAAACUAAUAUAAGAGCGCUUAGAUUACUAUUUUAGUGAUCUAAACACUCUUAUAUUAGUUUACAGAGGGAGUAGUUGAUAUAUAGAUAUUUCGCGGUCCAUGUACCUUAACUUUAUUAGUUUCAUGAAAAUGAAGUUGGGAGCCUUGAUGCUCCUUUUCUCGAAGAAAUGUACCUUAACUUGUUUUGGUUAAUGAAGGUUUGAUUAAAAAAGUACCACGGAUUU